Messenger RNA from Cadophora gregata, 1953 nucleotides. RefSeq lists its product as uncharacterized. The record is from RefSeq and is a predicted model, not a curated record. Lineage: Eukaryota; Fungi; Ascomycota; Leotiomycetes; Helotiales; Ploettnerulaceae. Gene Ontology annotation, molecular function: hydrolase activity, acting on ester bonds. The transcript has 3 exons. The coding region runs from base 58 to 1953 and encodes 631 amino acids.
AAAAUGCCAUGUUGAAGACGCCCAGAGAGCAUCAAACAAAGUUCAAAGGAUCGCAAAAUGGCUAUCAAGUCGUCUUUACUCUCCAAAUUUGCGGUCAUGUUGCCACUCCUCACUGGAUCAGUGACAGCAGGCUCAAUAGCUGACAUCGAGCAUGUCGUUCUCUUCAUGCAAGAGAAUCGCGCCUUCGACCAUUACUUCGGCACCAUGGCAGGAGUCCGCGGAUUUUCAGAUCCGAACGUUCAAGUCAACUCCGGCAAGCCAGUCUGGCAACAGGAUGUGAAUGCUGCUUUGACGAGCAGCGCCUCAUACCUCCUUCCAUGGUAUCUUAACUACCAAGGUGGAGACUUCUUGGAAGCUACGCAAUGUAUGGCUGCAGGUGACAAUGGAUGGGAGUCCAAUCACGCUGCUCUGAAUGGUGGGUUGAACAAUCAUUGGGCCACAGACAAUACUCCCUGGAGUUGGGGCCAUUACAGGAGAAGCGAUAUCCCGGUGCAGUUCUCAAUUGCCGAUGCUUGGACCAUUGGAGACAUGUAUCAACAAUCCGUCAUCGCCUCUACCAACCCCAACCGUGUGACUUGGGCUUCAGGAUCUAUCAACGUUCCAGGAUCACCACAAACCAAAUCUCAAGGUGGCUUCCCCUAUAUCGACAACAACGAAACACCUGGCUGCGAGAAAGGCGGUUUCAACUGUUAUCCCCUCACCUGGAAAACCACAGCCGAGAUCUAUCAAAAUGCCAAUGUCUCCUGGUCUGUAUUCCAAGAUAGCGACAAUUUCGAUGACAACCCACUCGCCUGGUUCGGUCAAUUCCAAGACGCCGCCGAAACCUCUCCUCUCUACAAGCAAGGCAUGGUUGGACAAAGUCUCAACGACUUCUACGCACGAGCAAAGAACGGAACUCUACCCGCAAUCUCCUACAUCAUCGGCCCCUCAGAACUCUCAGAACACCCUCCCUACUCCCCCCGCGAUGGCGCAUGGCUCCAAAAGCAAAUCGUCGACGCCGUCACCAAAGGAGUUGCAUAUUCCCAAACGGCUCUCAUCAUCUCCUACGAUGAGACAGGAGGAUGGGGAGACCACGUCACGCCCUACCACUCCCCAUCCGGCACACCAGGCGAGUGGCUAGACGACCCUUACGGUAAAGUCGGAUACACGUACUCUGGACCUGGGUUCCGCCUCCCAUUCUACAUCAUCUCACCCUGGACACGAGGCGGCCGCGUCUUCACCGAACACAGCGACCACAAUUCGCAAAUCAAAUUCAUCGAGGAAUGGCUCGCAGCGAAAGGUAUGAACGUCGAUACACCCGAAAUGGUCCCCUGGAGACGAACACACAUGUCUGAUCUCGUCAACGCAUUUGAUUUCGAUAACCCUGAUUACUCUCUCCCUACUCUCCCCGAUGCACCAGCUCCUCAUAAAGACGCCAGUGGGAAUUAUGACGGUGCCGCGAAUUGUGAGGGUCGGUAUGCCAUUACGAGACCUACAGUUCCGUAUGACAAUCAGAUCGCUCCAGAUAAAGUGUUCACUCUCUCCGAACAAGGCUUCAAACCUAUGCGUGGCGCCCUCACAGAAGGCCGAUUCAUAGUUUUCGAGCUCAAUGGCUGGGCACUCACCAAUGCUGGUAAACCCGCCACGGACUUGACAGCCAGCAAAGCCACAGCCAAUCACGAAAAUAUCUCCCAAAGAUGGAUUGUGCACCAAGCCAACAGCAACGAUGAAGAUGAAACGCUGUUUACGAUUAGUAGUGCGAAAGAUGGGAGGUAUUUUGGCAGUCAUACGUCGUUAGUGGAUAGUGAGAAGGGGGCGCAGAAAUAUCAAUUGCGGUUUGAGGCUGGGAAAGGGAAAGGGUAUAGUUUGCAGAAGGAGAAUGGGAAGUUUGUUACUGUGGAUGGGAAGGGGGGUGUACAGAUCUCGGGGGAGGCGAGCUAUUUGCAGGCUUUUAGUGUGACUUACUCGAGUUGA